AUGGCAUAUUCUCAAAGAGGCGGUAGAGGUGGCUUUAGAAAUGGUAAGUUGAACAAAGCAAGAGUGCACAAGCAAAGUGCUUUAAUGUGUUUCUGCGGUUCUCGAGGAGGCCGUGGUGGAAGAGGUGGAUUUAGAGGAGGCCGUGGUGGAGGCCGUGGAGGAUUCAGAGGAGGAUUCAGAGGUGGCCGUGGAGGCCGUGGAGGGUCAAGAGGUGGAAGAGGUGGAAGAGGUGGAGCCCCAAGAGGAGGAGCAAGAGGAGGAGCCAAAGUUGUGAUAGAACCUCACAGACAUCAGGGUGUCUAUAUUGCAAGAGGCAAGGAAGAUUUGUUGGUGACAAAGAACUUGGUUCCAGGUGAGUCCGUGUACGGAGAGAAGAGAAUCAGUGUUGAGGAGCCUUCAAAGGACCCAAGCACCCCACCAACAAAGAUUGAAUACAGAGUUUGGAAUCCUUUCAGAUCGAAGUUGGCUGCCGGUAUCAUGGGAGGUUUAGAUGACAUUUUCAUGGGACCAGGAAAGAAGGUGCUUUAUCUUGGUGCUGCUUCUGGUACCACUGUUUCGCACGUUUCUGAUUUGGUCGGACCAGAGGGUAUUGUCUAUGCUGUGGAGUUUGCCCACAGACCAGGAAGAGAGUUGAUUGCUUUGGCCAAGAAGAGACCAAACAUCAUUCCUAUAAUAGAGGAUGCUAGACACCCACAAAAGUACAGAAUGUUGGUGAGUAUGGUGGACUGUGUCUUUGCUGAUGUUGCCCAACCAGAUCAGGCCAGAAUUAUCGCUUUGAACUCACAUCUUUUCCUUAAAGAUGGUGGUGGUGUGGUUAUCUCUAUCAAGGCCAACUGUAUCGACUCCACUGUCGAUGCCGAGACCGUUUUUGCCCGUGAGGUGCAGAAAAUGAGAGAGGAAAGAAUCAAGCCUCUUGAGCAAUUGACCUUGGAGCCUUAUGAGAGAGAUCACUGUAUUGUUGUUGGAAAGUACAUGAGAGGUGGAAUCUAA
Molecule: messenger RNA, 990 nt
Organism: Brettanomyces bruxellensis
Lineage: Eukaryota; Fungi; Ascomycota; Pichiomycetes; Pichiales; Pichiaceae
Gene: NOP1
Product: Small subunit processome complex component
Exons: 2
Coding region: 1-990 (329 amino acids)
Biological process (GO): rRNA methylation; box C/D sno(s)RNA 3'-end processing
Cellular component (GO): nucleolus; small-subunit processome; box C/D methylation guide snoRNP complex
Molecular function (GO): RNA binding; rRNA methyltransferase activity; histone H2AQ104 methyltransferase activity
Source: RefSeq, a predicted model, not a curated record